Cinara cedri is the source of this 5897-nucleotide messenger RNA. Lineage: Eukaryota; Metazoa; Arthropoda; Insecta; Hemiptera; Aphididae. The record is from the annotation of a GenBank genome assembly.
AUUUAUGAUGGAAACCAUGAUAUAGUCAUAUCAUGAAUAGAAUCUAGCCGCAUAUAGCUACUCACUAAUCAGUAAUCAGUAUUCGCUAUUCAGUGUACUGUGUAUACUGUAUACUGUCCGUUACAUUAUGGGUACACGCCUAUUUGCGAUUCACCAAUUCUAAUAUGAAAUGUUACCUAUAAUAUAAUAGCCGAAAACGUCCAUUCCAUACUCCAUACAAAUUAGAUGCAUUAACAUUAUAAUAAUCUCAUUUAUGUGUCGCCCUGAUGAACAAGGUAUUUUAAUUCUGGAAUAAAAAUACACUUUGAUUGUUUUUGGUGCUCGGUAAUAUUGAAAAUGACAUCCAUACUGGAUCAGUUUGAAGUAGCCGCUGAGAGCACAUUUAAAAUGCCGUCUACAUCCAAGCAACUAGUAAUAUUUUUACAUUACAUAUUUAAUAUAAUUUUUUAUUAAUUUAUGCACACGGUUUUUUUAAAUUUUUUUAAUUAGCUGGGUGAAAAUAUCAAUGGUGAUGAAGACUACAGAGGGGUUUCGAUUUUGACCAAAAAAAAGGUAAACUUUUCUCCGAAUGAAAAAAUCACUCAAUUAUUGGUGAGCAAUGAAUAUGUUGUACUGGUCAUGGUUAAUAAUGUACUGUUACGAAUCAACUUAAAACAAGACAGUUUUGAAGGUAAGAAUGUUAUUAUUCCAAUUUAUUAUAAUUUAUUAUGUUGACUCAAUUGUUUUGAUGUAAUUUUCUUUUAGAAAUUGAUUUGCUUAAAACUUCUUCUCUCAAAGUAAAGCAAUUGUUCUUAGAUCCUUUUGGAGAACAUUUACUGAUUUUGUGUGGCAAUGUGAAUAGCUCCCAACUAUUUUAUACAACUAAACAAUUAUCUAAACUUAAACCAGUAAGUGAAGUGAAAAUGCAUUCAUAUUAUUGGUAUUUAAUUCAAACGUUUUAUAUUUAUGUUUCAUUAUUGUAGGUAGGCAAAUAUCAAGGUUCAGAAAUAACAUGCGUUGCCUGGAACUAUUAUAAAACAAAAACUACCACUAACACGACUGGACCUAUAUUACUUGGUAAUUCGUCCGGGGAAAUAAUCGAAACAGAAUUGGGUACAGAAUUUGAUCGAUUUUUCCAAGGUAGCGUAGUUCAGUAUUGGAAAGAGGUACUCAAUAGUCAAUACUAAUUAGUAAUUAUAAAUCUAAAGUUUACUCUUAAGUUUUUAUAAUAUAAUUCUGUUUUGUUUUGUAAUAUGACAUUUACUCAGGUAUUCGACAUAAGUAAAGGACAGCCCACUCCCAUAAUUGGUCUUGAAUAUCACAGAGUCGGAAAAUCAAAUUUGUUUUAUAUUUUGGCACUUACGCUUACCAAAUUAUACCAAUUUGUUGAUGUCGUAUUUAACAAAGAUGAAAGACCGAUGUUUCAGCAAGUCUUCAACAAUUAUUUGACCAUUCCUGGUUAAGUUUUUUUUUUAUUACUAAAUUAUGUUCCUCAAAAUCUCUAAAAAUCGUUAAUUUUUUAUGAUAUAGCUAAUUUUGAAUAAAUAAAUUUAUUUUUCAUUUUUAACUUCUUUACAGAACGUUUUUACGAAGUGCCUACAGUGGUUAAAAACACAAAAUUACAUUUUUAUUUUUCAAAUAAUGAUUUUACUGUUCCAAAAUAUUUUGGUUUUCUUACAGAGGUUGGAGUCUUGUUUGCAGAGGUAAAUUAUUAAUUUUUUCUGUAUUAAAAAUUUUUUAUUUCAUAGUUAAAAUAUAUGUAUUUUAUUAGAUCAACAUAAACAAAGACGAGAAAACAAUAUUUGAUUCGCAUAAACUCAUAAAAUAUAGCCAGCUAUAUGGAAGAGAAGAUGAUGACUUUACUGUACCAUUAUCAAUGACUUUUACACGUUAUCAUGUAUUGUUGUUAUUUACAGAGAGGGUUAUAGCAGUUUCCUUAGUGACUCCUGCUGAUCUCUACGCAUCGCAAGUGAUGGACGAAGACUAUUUUUCUGAUGUAAAUGAUUUGCCAUUGUUGUCAAUUUUUUUAUCUCCAUUACAUCAUUAUAUGUCUGUUUUAGGGUCAUGGUAGAUUUUUGAAUAUUACAAAAGAUUUAAUUACCGGAACAGUUUGGUUAUAUGCCGAACGUGCCGUUUUUAGAUAUAAAAUUACUAAAGAAGAUCGCAAUGUUUGGAAAGUAUGUAGUUAGUGAAUAUAAUAUUUUCUACUAUACUAAAUUUCAAGCUAUUGUUAAUUUUAAGGUUUAUUUGGAUAAAGGAAUGUUUGAAGAAGCAAAGGAAAUAUGUAUUGACAAUCCUUAUAGAAUGAAUCAAGUAUUAGUUAGACAAGCAGAUAAUUUUUUCAAUACAAAACAGUAAUAAUUUUAAUAUUUUUUCACUUUAUAUUUUCUUCUUGUUUGAUUUUAUAAUAAAUAUUUAUGGCUUACAAAUUUUUUUUUUUUAGAUAUGAAAAAAGCGCGCUAAUAUAUGCUGAUUUAAAUGUUUCAUUUGAAGAAAUAGUAUUAAAAUUUUUACAUUUAAACGAAAAAAAACCACUAAAACUGUUCUUAAUGAAAGUACGAUAAAUGCAAUUAUUUUGUUGGUAUUUGGGGAUCUAUAAGAUUGUUUUCUGUGUUUGUCCUAAGAAAUUGGAAAGUUUACCGUUGGAAGAUUGUACAAAAAGAAUAAUGAUAACAUUGUGGUCAAUCGAAUUAUAUGCUAAUGAACUGACUGAGUUUAGAAACUACAAACAAGAAUGUUCACCUGAAUACAAAGCGCUGCAAGAAUCGUUUAAACAUUUUUUAGUACAACCUAGUAUUCAAGUAAAUGUCUAAAAACUAAUAUUUUUUUUAAAAAACUACUAUUAACAUAUAUUUUGUAGGAUUGUAUUCGGAAAAAUUGGGAAAGUAUAUACGAUAUACUGGCGAGUCAUGGUGAUGCAUAUUUUAUGAUUUGGUUAGCUUUAGAAAAUCAAGAUUUUAAACGUGUAAUACAGCACUAUUUAAAUGAAGAAAAUAUCGCUGAAGGUCAGUCACCGUAAAUAAAAUUAGUAUAAUACCUUUUCAUUUUUUUUUUCUAGUAAUAAAAAAAAUUUCUAUGGUUGUUCUAAUAAACAAUUUGUAUUAUAUGCUUGCAGCACUAAACAUAUUGGACAAUCAUCCUUUCAGUGAGCUGUUUUAUAUUUUUUCAUCGGAUCUCAUUGAAAAAGCUCCUACACAAACUGUAUCCAUUUUAAUCAAACAAGGACAGAAGUUGGAUCCUCUAAAGGUCAUUAAUUCAUUGAUUAUUCCGAAUCCAAGUGAAAGACUCGUGAGUAUAUAUAAAAGUAUAAUUUGCACUCUUGUUUAUUUAAUUUCACUGGAUUGUCGUGUUGUACAUUUUGUAGGCCCUAGAAAUAAUCAGAUAUUUGGAAUACAGUAUUCACUGUUUAAACUGUCAUGUAGAGUCUGUGCAUAAUUAUCUGAUAUCUCUGUAUGUCAAGCACAACAGAGACAAAUUAAUGAAUUACUUAAAGCUACAAGGUUCUGAGAUAUCAGCUGUGAGUUAUAAUCCAAAAUUUGCCCUGCGGCUGUGUCGUGAAUACCAACUUUCCAAAGCUUGUGUGCAGUUGUCUAUCGUUUUAGGUCUAUGGGAAACUGCCGUAGAUCUGGCGCUUACUAUCAGUGUAGAUUUGGCCAAAACUACUGCUUCUUUGCCUAAUUAUGACAUGGAAUUAUCAAAAAAACUUUGGCUAAAAAUUGGUGAGUUAAACAAUACCGCAAAAAUUUAUAAUAAUAAUAUAUUUUUGGGACAUUAUUUUUAUUCAUAUUAAUUUUUAUUUCAGCGCAACAUGUAGUCAAACAAAAUAAUGAUAUUGAGCAAGUAAUGCAUUUCUUGGAGGAAUGUAAGUUUAUAAAAAUUGAAGAUAUUUUACCAUUUUUUCCUGAUUUCGUUACAAUUGAUCAUUUUAAAGAUGCUGUUUGUUCGUCUCUCGAAGUAAGAUUGUGAGAAUUAUUGAUGAUUUUUUUUUUUUUUUGGGGAAACUACAACUGAUAUGAUUUCAGGAAUACAAUAAGGAAAUUAACAAUCUCAAGGAAGAAAUGGAGGAUGCUACCAAUUCAGCUGAAGUAAUAAGAUCUGAAAUUUUAUCAUUUAGAAGUGGCUACAUGCUGAUCCAACCAUCAAAUAUUUGUAGUAGCUGUCAAGAACAAUUAGCAACUAAAGCUUUUUAUACAUUCCCUUGUACACAUUGUUUUCACGCAGAAUGUUUGGUCAAAGAAAUGCAACCAUAUAUCGAUUCCAGCACAAUGAACACAAUUAAAGACUUACAAGUAUAGUGUGAUAUACUAUUAUAUGAUAAUAUCAGUUAAUCAGGAAUUAAAAUUUAAAUAUUUUUAGAACCAACUGAAUGAUUUGUAUCAAAACAACAAAGGAAUUGCACAGCCGUCGGAAUUGAUUGUUCAACGUGAUAAAGUGAAAAAAGCUUUAGAUAAAUUAUUAGCAGCCGAAUGUAUUUUCUGCAGUGAUAUUAUGAUUGGGUAAAGUAUCAAUUAGAUAUAUAUAUAUAUAUAUAUAUAUAUAGUGGAGGGUUUGCUUAAAUAUGUACACAUUUUAUUUUGAAGUAAUAAUAAAAUAAAAUUGUUCAAAUUAUAAAAACUAACACUGUUUUAUAGAUUUGGAGCGUAGCGAGGAAUGUAGUUUUACAAUGAUGUUUAUUUUUUUAAAACUGUGAAAUUACUAUCAGUAAUCUUGCUCAGGUGAAUCUUUUUCUGAUAGAAAAUUUUAUCUUGUUAGUAAUUUAAGGAAGACAUAUUUUUAGUUUUCCAAGAUGUUUUUGAAAAAUAAUGUUUUUAUUAUUUUCAAAUUUAUUUUUUUUUAUUGUAACUUAGAGACUUUAUAUUUGCCAUUUCUAGACGUAGUUAAAUUUUCAAAAUAUUUGAGCCACUUAUACAUAUUUUAAUUUUGUGAGAUGUUUUACGUAAUUUGUAUUUGAUAGGUAUUUUGUGAAUAAAAUUCAACAGAAAUGCUUGAAAAUUCAACAGUAGGUCCAUUAUAAGUCAUACUCUAGUAAAAAAAAAAAAAUUGAGUUCAAUGUUUUUUUUUUUUAAGAAUUUUAGUAUUCCAAACAUGUACAAUGAAAUCUGUAUAUAAUGAAAAGUUACAGGAUCAUAAAAGUGUGUUAUAGACUGAUGUCUGUAAUAGACAUGCACAGAUGAUGGCAUUGCAAAGAAAAAAAUUAUAAUGAACAGAGAAAAAUGUAAAACACUAUAAUAGUAAAGCGAUACAGAAUACGCACUGAUUAGUCUACAUUGUAUACGUGUUCCUGGUAAUUUCUGUCUUUACAGUUAACUUUAUUCUUAUUAUCUAUCAUAAUCGGUAUUCGAAAUAAACCAGCGAUGCUGUUGCAUGCUAUGUAUGUUAUAUGUUUGCAAUAUAUUUGAUUUUGAACUAAGAUAAUUAGUUGUCCGUUAUUAAGGUAUUGGAGUAAAUAUUACUGUCCUUGUCCAUAAUAGAAAUAAUCCUUUAAGAAAAAUGUGUAUUUUAUACAGGUGUCCAUUAAGACAGGUUUCAUUGUAUAAGUAUAACCAAACUUCGCUCCAAAUAAUUUUUUUUGUUAGCAAUAGUUUAUCGAUGCCUCAACUUUCAAAUUAUUGUUUUUAGUCUUAUAGAUAAGCCUUUUAUUGAAGAUUCCGACUUUGAACGAAUCAAACAAGAAUGGGAAUAGAUCGAAUUGCAUUCAUAUAACUUCUUUAAUUUUUUAAAAAUAUAUUUAAGUUAUAUAGAAAUUAAUCAAAUAGUAUUGUUUGUUUAUUUUAAAUAUCUACUCAUUAAUUUUACUCUUUUAUAUUAAUGUAUUUAGUUUAAGAGCUUAAUAUAAAAUGUUAAUAGAAAAAUAUUAAAGAUAAUAUGUUUUAUUUAUUUAUUAUUCAUGUUUUACACUGUGUAUUAAUAUAUAAAAC